Pelagomonas calceolata is the source of this 1787-nucleotide messenger RNA. Lineage: Eukaryota; Pelagophyceae; Pelagomonadales; Pelagomonadaceae. The record is from the annotation of a GenBank genome assembly.
GCGGGCAACGCAGCGCCCCUCGACCCGAUGGCCGCAGCGGACGAGCCCGCGGCCACCGCGCCGGCGGCCGCGGAAGACGCCGCGGCGGCGUGGUCCCUCGAGGAGCGCGCGGCGCGGCGCGACGCGGCCGCGGCCGCGGCCGACGCCGACGCCUCGCCCCUCGCCGAAGUCAGCGUGGUGACGGCCGUCGGGACCCUCCGGGUGGACAACGCGGCGCUCUACAUGCCGGUGGAGCGCGGCGAGCAGGUCACGUCCGCGAAUCUGGCGAUCGCGGCGGCGCGCGCGGACCUGGAGGCGGCGGAUCCGGCCGUGGUCGUGGACGUGGGGUUUGAAGAGAGGGUCGGCUACGUGAGCGGCGGUGCGCUGGCCGGGGACCCCGCCCUGGGGCAGCUCUGGUACGGGACGCGGCCGCUGUCCGAGGCGAACGAAGCCGCGGUCGUCGACGUCAUGCUCGUGUACGGCUCCGGCGCGGCCUUUGCCAUCGAGGGCGGCUAUACGACGGUGCGACUCCCGUCCGCGGUCGAGGACCUCUACAAAGCGACCCUAUAUUUGGGCGUGAAGCGGGGCGGGGAAGGCCGGCGCUGGGCGGAGGGAAGGGCCACGCGCGGCGCGGCGCCGAUCAAAGGUGAGGAUGGCGGCGACGCCGGCGAGGAGGACGAGGCGCUCCUGGAGCAGACGCUGACGCCGGAGCAGGUCGCUCGGCUCGAGGCGCGGCGGGCGGAGAAACUGCGGGAGGCCGAGCGCCAGCAGCAGAGAGAGGACGACGCGCGGGAGGACGCCCGGCGGAGCAAGCAGUUGCAGGAGCGGCUCGCAGAGCUGCGGCGGGAGAAGGCCCUGCUGGCCGAGGAGAACGCGCGCCUCUCGGCCGAGGUCGCGGCGGUGAUGGACGCGCCCGACGCCGACGACAAGGAGCGCCUCGACCCGCGCGAGGCCGAGCGGCGGUACGCGGACGCGCUCAGCGCCAUCCUCGACGCCAAGCGCAAGGCCGCGCAGCAGAAGGAACGGAGCGACCGGGUCGCGUUCGAACUACAGGCGCGGCUGGACGAGAAGGAGUUCAAAGCGAAGAAGAUCGCCGACUCCUUCAAGGCCUUCAAGCGGGAGAUUUUCCUGGCGGCGGAACAUUCGAGGACGGGCAAGAAACUUUCCAAAAAGGUCAUCGACGAGUUCGAGGCGCAAGAGGCGUUACGCGACCAGGAGCUGGAGAAGGUGCGCCUGAAGAACAUCAAUCUGCGGAACGCCCUGAAGAAGUGCGAAGCGAAACUCCGGGCGAAGGAGCAAUUGGCCGAGGGCUUGCACCUCAUCGACUUCGAGCAGCUCAAGAUCGAGAACCAGGCGUUGGCGGAGAAAAUCGAAGAUCGGAAGGAUGAAAUCGAGAAGCUGCGCAAAAAGCACGCCGCGAACGUGCGAGUGGCGACGCACGCGCGCGAAACACUGGCGUUCGAGGAGAAGCUGUGCGAAAAAAGACGCGGGGAACUCAAGGCGCUCGACGCGAAGCUCGCGGUGGAGCGGGAUCGGGUCGCCAAGCUCAAGAAGAGGCGAGAGAAGAAACGAAUGCGCGAGGCAUCCCGGUCGGAGUCCAAGGGCUUCGCCGCGAACGACAUGCUCGUGCUGGAUUACGAAAAGCGCAAGGUCGAGAUCACGCAGACGGAGGCCCGGAUCCAGGAGCUCAAGGAGCGCUACGCGCUGCUCGAGGCGGAUGUCGCGAAGAACAACGUGCUCAUUGCUGCGCGCACGGUGGGGGAGUAAGGGUCCGUCCUUAGCCCUUGUUGCGAAUCUCGCAAGCGAAG